AUGAAUAUUUAAUAGAUUAAAUAUAUUGAGCAAGAUAACAUUCUAUAUUUAUUGAAAGACUUCAGCUAAACUUAUUCAAUUCUGAAAAAUUACGAAAAUUUAUUCCCAGAUGAAGUUAAGACUCAUAUUAUAAGUGAAAAUAUCUACAUAGAUUUCAAAUCGCAAUGCUACGAUAAUUUGCAGUUAGAGCAUUAGGGAAAUAACCAGUAUUAGGAUGAAUUCAAGCAUGCAUUCUCACAUUAAAGCAACAAAGUUGCUUCAAACAAUGAGCAAAAGGUUUGUGUUUAAACAGAAUUGCAAGAUUUUGAUGUGGAAUAUGAAGAUGAUAGCAAUAACAAUGAUUUCUAUGAGGAAGAAGAUGAGGGUUUCUAUAUUGUAAAAAGGGAAGAAAUAGCUGGGUUAAUAGAACAGGAAAGGUAGAAAUUAAAAUCACAAAUAAAAGUUGAGCCCUUGUUCACUUAUCAACCAGAUGACUCAGAUUUAAAUAAGCAAGAAAUUCUAAUAUAAAACAAAAAAUUUUACUAAAAAUACUUGAGAUUUAUUAGGCAUUGUGAGCAGUAAUUGGACAUUCUAUUAUCUUAAUUUGAGAUUCUUUAACCACGAAUAUCAAUGUUUGCAAAGAAAUCUGAGAAGAUUGUCAACUAAAAAGUUUAACAGUAACAAUGCAAUUUUUCUGCAAUUAAACAUUACUUUAUCACUUUGAAAAAAGAGUAUGAUUAAUGGUUUUUCAUACUGAUUGAUAUUUUCCAAGGUAUUGAGGAAAUAGUUAUGGCUUUAGAAAAAUUACAAUGGGGGAUAAAAGAUGAAUUAGUGAGUUUAAAAAAAGAAGAUGAGAAAUGCCGGUGGGGAAUUUAUAGCUCUGCUAUUAUAACUCUAAUGGGUAUGCCUGUUUCAGGUUAUUCAGUAGCUUUGGCUAUUGGAACGGGCUCUUUCCAAUAUAAAAGACAUUAGAUUAGCUAAAAGAUGUAACUCCUUAUGUAGUAUCAUGAAGUUAAUGAUAAAAAUCUUCGAAUUAUAAGGGAAAAAGAGGAUAUAAUCAGAAAAAUAAUUGAUGUUCAAGUUCAAAAUGUAAAGGUUGGAAUAGACUUGAUGUUUGAGAGUGCUUCUAAGAAAAGAUUUGGAACAUAUGAACAAACUAUAAAUCUACUCAAGCUACUUUAAAAAGAUGAUCAUUUAAACAGUAGCUAUUAUAUGUGUAUUACAGUAAUGGAUGCUAUGAGUUUGAAUACACUUAAUGAUGACUAUAUAAAAUGA
Messenger RNA from Stylonychia lemnae, 1254 nucleotides. Lineage: Eukaryota; Ciliophora; Spirotrichea; Sporadotrichida; Oxytrichidae. The record is from the annotation of a GenBank genome assembly.